Colletotrichum karsti is the source of this 951-nucleotide messenger RNA. RefSeq lists its product as uncharacterized. Gene Ontology annotation, biological process: carbohydrate metabolic process. The transcript has 2 exons. Lineage: Eukaryota; Fungi; Ascomycota; Sordariomycetes; Glomerellales; Glomerellaceae. The record is from RefSeq and is a predicted model, not a curated record. The coding region runs from base 1 to 951 and encodes 316 amino acids. Gene Ontology annotation, molecular function: carbohydrate binding; isomerase activity.
AUGGUCGACCGCCCAAACAAACCCACCGCCCUGGCCACCACGCCCGGCCUGCCCCCGCAAGCCGUCGUCAACAUCACCCACUCAAACUCCCGCGUCAACGCGACCCUGCCCACCGGCGAGUCCCUCGAGAUCCUCCUCCACGGCGCCACCAUCCUCUCCUGGAAAGACGCCUCCGGCCGCGACCGCCUCUGGCUGUCCGAGUCCACCGUCUUCGACGGCUCCAAGCCCGUCCGCGGCGGCAUCCCCCUCGUCUUCCCCGUCUUCGGCCCCCCCUCCGACGCGCACCCGCCCACCGCCAAGCUCUCCCAGCACGGCUUCGCCCGCUCCUCCCGCUGGGAGUUCCUCGGCAAGUCCACCAGCGAGGGCUCCGACACCUCCUCCGUCAAGCUCGACUUCGGCCUCUCCACGGCCAACCUCGACGACGAGACCAAGAACAAGUGGGGUUACAAGUUCGGCGCCAUCUACAGCGUCACCCUCGACCGCGAGAACCUGUCCACGUCGAUCGUCAUCACCAACGAGGGCGAGGAGGCCUUUGAUUGCCAGGUCCUCAUGCACACCUACCUGCGCGUGGGCGACAUCACAAAAGUCAAGGUCCAAGGCCUCGACGGCGCCCCCUACACCGACAAGGUCGACUCGGGCGCCGACAAGACGCAGUCCGGCGACAUCACCAUCGAGUCCGAGACGGACCGCAUCUACACUCCGACAGCGGGCCCCAAGACCCCCGUCACAGUCCUCGAGGACGGCGAGACCGUCUUCUCCGUCGUCCGCGACAACCUCGAAAACGUCGUCGUCUGGAACCCCUGGGUCGAGAAGGCGCAGGGCAUCGCCGACUUCGCUCCCAAGGACGGCUACAAGAACAUGCUCUGCAUCGAGCCCGGCUCCGUCAAGGGCUUCCAGAAGCUGGAGCCCGGCGAUGCGUUUGAGGGUGCCCAGGUCAUUACUGCGCACUGA